AUGUCUAUAGAAAAGGAGAACGAGAAGAGAGGAUCCGACGCUAGCAUCAACUCCGCUGCAGAUAGUAUCGAUCUUUUCUCCUACCACGAACACAAUGCGGGUCGUUUGAUUGUCGAUCCCGAGGAGGCCAAGAUUGAACUUGGGGACGUAGUCGCAGCGAAGCUCAAGCUGAGCGCCGAUGGUACAAAAGUUCUAUGGCCUCAGCCAACAGACGAUCCUGAGGACCCCCAGAAUGUUUGUCACCGUAUGCGGGCCUUGUCACCCACAACUAACAGAAGUUUCAAGUGGUCGGAUCGACGCAAGGCAUUGCAAUUGAUGAUCAUCACGCUUGCUGCCAUUGUUCCAGACUUUGAUUCGGGUAUAGGUAUUGCGGCCAUAUUUGCUUUGGCGGAACAAUAUAACACGACGACGGGCGUAAUCAACAACCUGACGUCGAAGUUGGGGCGGUAUAUUCGCCGUGAUGUUGAUGAGGCGACUUGGACGACUUCCCAUCUUAUUCUGGUCUCAGUUGGCUUCUUGGUCGGUGCAACAUUUGCUCCUACUCUUAAAACCUUCACUGCCUUCCGAUGUCUCAGUGGGUUUUUCGCCACCGCACCCCAAGUUACAGGCCUCUUCAUAGUCAGUGACAUGUACCCAUUCCACAAGCAAGCUCGGAUGUUGAAUGUAUGGACCAUGGGGUUCAUCAUUUCUCCGUUCUUGUCACCGUUUGCCUUCGGAUUCCUCGUUGCGCGAGCAAGUUGGCGCUGGGCUUAUGGUAUUGGGUGCAUCUAUGGCGCGAUCGUCGUUGCUUUGAUAGUCUUCUUUGGGGAAGAAACAAUAUACGACAGGACUGUAAAGCCUCUCCCCCCGCGGCCUGUUAAGAAUCUCAGGUGGAGAGUAGAGACCUUGAUUGGUAUUACGGGAGUGAGAAACCAAGGCUAUCGUUCUCCAUGGAUGGAAGGAAUUUUGGCUCCACUCAAGGUUGUGUGGCGCCCCCAUCUCCUAGCCAUUCUCCUUUAUGAGACAAUGAUGACCAACGUUUCAACGUUUCGGAAGGCAAUGGUCUUCGGGUUUGCUAUUGGUAUAAACGUUACAAACGCUGUUUUCUUGGGCAGCCCACCGCCUGUCGGCUUCGGAUUUAGCCCAUUUGGCAUUGCUGGAGCUUACGGCACACCUAUCGUUGCCGUGUUACUUGGAGAAUUAGUCGGCCACUACGUUAACGAUUGGAUCAUGAACUUCAGCAUUCGCCGCAACAAUGGUGUUUUCGAGGCUGAGAGCCGUUUAUGGGCGUGUUACAUCGGGCUCCCUCUGUAUAUUUGUGGAUUCGUUACAUUGGGGGCUGCGUUUCAGAUGCACUUGAGCGUUGGCGCUGUCGUCAUGGGAUGGGGAAUUGCACAAUUUGCUAUCAUGAUAACGACUGUCGCAGUUUAUGCUUACGCCAACGACUGUUUCCCGAAGCACCGAGGUGAAAUCAGUGGACUGAUCAACCUAGCGAGAACCCUUGGUGGUUUCAGUGUUGCUUACUUCCAGGUACCAUGGGCGGAAAAGCACGGUGCAUUACAGACUUUUGGAGUCGAGGCAGCUAUUGUUACAGGGCUAUUCUUCCUCAUUGUGCCUACCAUACAAAUUAAGGGCCGAGCCUUACGGUCCCUCAAAGUUGAAGUUGCCAACCAGCCGCAAGUUACGAUGGAUAGAAAGCUAACAUACAAGCUACCUCCCACCACAAUCACUGAUAAGCUCGUCUCCCAAAACACUCGUCGCAUCAAGGCUCUAGAGGAGCAGAAACGCCGACGCGCAGAGAAGUUUGACUCCACCAGACAGUUGGAUUUAUUCGCAGAUCUGAGCCUUGGCGUAUCUGACGAUGAGGCCGAUUUGAACUCAAAUGAGCCAGAAGGACCCGCUAUCCUACGAGAGGGACUAGCCUCCUACACAUCCAUGCUGCCAGCAUCUUCAGAGAACGAUCAAGUUGAAGCCAGUGCCCGUGCAGACAAGAAGCGUAAAGGCAAGAAUAAGCGUAGUAAGGGUGCCAGCAAAGGUCAAUUACGGAGGCAGAGCAAAUGGGCGAAUCAAUGCAUGUACGCUGAACUGCUCGAGAUGCUGGACGACGAUGUCUGGUCUGUCUCGCCUGACGCUGCUGCACACGAUGGAUUGCCAGAGGACUUGGAGAAAGGGUGGGUUUGCGUUGCCCCCGUCCCUGUCGGCAAACGAUGUUUAGCAGUAGUGACGGCCGCGCCCAAUGGCAUAUCGCCGAACACGACUUUGCGGUCUCGGCUACUUGGUAAACCGCUCAUGCCCCGUUUUCCUUCAUCACUCCCACCUGAGACGGUAUUGGACUGUAUAUUGGACGCCAACUGGAGAGAUAACGGAAUCCUGCACGUUCUUGAUGUCAUCAAGUGGAAGGGGCAAGAUAUUGGUGAUUGCGAGGCUCCUUUCAGAUUUUGGUGGCGAGACACUCGCUUGGCAGAACUUCUACCAAGUCCUGCACCAUCAAUGCUGACUGCCACCUCGAAAUCCGCUGAUGUUCCAACAAGUCCGCUCAACUCUCAAUCCCGCUACCAAUUCCCCUAUCCCAAUACACUCGUACCCGUACCUUACCACACGGACACCACUCUUUUGAACCUACGCUCUCAGAUUAUUCCUCUCGCACGUUCCACCAGGGCGGUACCCGUCAACCUCCCUCUUUCGGCGGCAGACGGCGACGGUGAAAUGGUUAUAGACGGCAUGGAUGACGCACAGCGCCCUGUUCAUCCGGCGAACUUAGUAGUAACAGUCUCUUCCGAUGGCCUACUCCUCUACGUUGCAGAAGCCACUUACGAACCUGGAACCAGUCCGCUGAGCAGUUGGAUACCGGUUGCGUAUUCUGACGAUGACUCUAUGGACGGACCAACUAUACGACGUCCCCUUGAUCGUUUCGAGAGGCUUAUCAUGAGGCGCCUAGAGAUUGCAUCUGGCGCGCAGCUAGACAUCGACAUGUAG
Messenger RNA from Pleurotus ostreatus (oyster mushroom), 2955 nucleotides. RefSeq lists its product as uncharacterized. Gene Ontology annotation, biological process: transmembrane transport. The record is from RefSeq and is a predicted model, not a curated record. NCBI's taxonomy places the organism in Eukaryota, Fungi, Basidiomycota, Agaricomycetes, Agaricales, Pleurotaceae. The transcript has 26 exons. Bases 1 to 2955 code for a protein of 984 amino acids. Gene Ontology annotation, molecular function: transmembrane transporter activity.